AUGGCGCUUGACGACGCAGCUCUUGAGAAAUCCAUCGAGAAGGCGAGGGAUAUCGCUGCCAACGCUCAAGCGAAUGCUAAGAGGGUUGCCGACGACGGAAAUGAGUCUCCAUUAAAGCGCACGGCUCUGGGUGGAAGUGAUGCUGGUGCAACUACCGUUCCCAUGAUGGUUCCUGCAGAGGUGGCCACUGAUGCCAAUACGCCAAUCACAUCGACUCUUCGUGUGCAAAGUGAAGCCGUGCCGAUGCUUAUUGGAGCUCACGGAGAAAGAAUCUCGCAACUGCAAAGUGCAACACAUACUCGGAUUCAAAUCGAUAAGACUGUUUGUGCCGACUCGCCAAAUGAACAGCAGUGCACAAUUUCUGGACUCCCCGAGCACGUCUUACUGGCUCAACGACGUAUUCAAGAGCUGAUGAAUCGCUCGCAUGGGAAUGCUGAGGAGCAUGUCACCGAACAUAUCAUGAUCCCUCCAACUAAAGUGGGACUACUCAUUGGGCCAAAGGGCGCUACGAUUAUCUCGUUGAAGAGUCAAAGUGGGGCUGAAAUGCGAAUUAAUCAAGCCACUACCUGUGUUACGGGCGAAUCAAAGCACUUGACGAUUACUGGAACAAAAGAAGCGGUGGAGAAGGCAAAGGCAUUGGUGGCUAGAACGAUUGAAGGCGUAGCAGCUGUCUACACGAGCGCAUCCCACUCAAAUUCGGCGAUGAACGAAACUCGCACAUCAUUUAGUGGAGAAACUAUACAAGGAGAGAUUAUCGUGCCUCGUAUCGCAGUCGGACGAAUCAUCGGCCGAGGUGGCGAAGUCAUUAAGAACAUUGGGCGUCGCACAAAUUGCCAGAUUCAAUUCAAAAAGGAUGAUGAUAUGUCCGCACAAGAGAGAACUGCAGUUAUUUUGGCUAAAACUAAGGAUUCACUUGUGGAGGCUACUCAGCUCAUCACCGACAUUGUUCAAGCGCCUAGCGCAAACUUUGGUGGAAGAUCCGAAAACGUUGGACCGAGUGAUGGAGGCUAUCGAGGAGCAGGGUAUGGUCAGCCACAGGAGACGUUUUACAUGAAAAUUCCCGUCAACAAAGCCGGAUUUGUAAUUGGAAAAGGGGGAGAAACGAUCAAACAAAUCAAUGCAGAAUCAGGAGCAUUUUGCCGCCUCGUGGAUGAUGCACAACAUGAUACGCGCACUUUUCGUAUAACUGGAACGCCCCAGCAAGUACAUCAUGCUAAACAUUUGAUCCUUGUAAAGGUUGGUGAUGUUCUACCUGGAUCUCCAAUGCCACCAAUGCGUGAAACGUCAGCUUAUUCCCCACAACAACCUAUGCAAGCAUAUGGUGAACAGCAGCUUCAAUAUUGGCCACAACAAGGUAUGCAUCAUCAACAACAGUGGAAUCAGUACCAGAUGCCGAUCCAAUUGCAAAACGCUGGAGUUGCAAAUGCCUCUUCUCAAAUGUUGCCAAUGAUGUCUAUACAAUGUCAACAGCAAAUCUGCAAUCAAUUGAUGACUGAUCAAUUCCAGCAUCGGCAGAUGCUGCAGCAAUCUCAGCAGUCACAACCCGACUACUCGCGUGCUUGGGUUGAUUACUAUCGGCAACUUGGGAUGCACGAGCAGGCUGAUGCUGUCGAAGCUGCUAUCCGGGCCCGCGGUUUG
This is a messenger RNA of Mesorhabditis belari, 1638 nucleotides long. Lineage: Eukaryota; Metazoa; Nematoda; Chromadorea; Rhabditida; Rhabditidae. The record is from the annotation of a GenBank genome assembly.